This is a messenger RNA of Trichoplusia ni (cabbage looper), 1715 nucleotides long. Its product is annotated as zinc finger protein 417-like. Bases 443 to 1399 code for a protein of 318 amino acids. The transcript has 2 exons. Lineage: Eukaryota; Metazoa; Arthropoda; Insecta; Lepidoptera; Noctuidae. The record is from RefSeq and is a predicted model, not a curated record.
CAAUUUUCGUAUUAUCAAAGCUCAGCAUCAAACGAUUUGUUUAUUUUCUGUGCAAAACGGAACGGCGUCUUCCCGCCGCGGUGGUUGCAAGAUGGCGGACUUUGAGUCCGAGAUCGGACGAAUGAAUUAUAUUUUUUAUCAUAUCGUUUAAUGCUGUAGCUUUUUAAGAACUUUAGUCAUUUUACAUGGUCUUUUCAUAAUUUAAAACGAUUUUACCCACUUAUUUUAAACAAUAAUUAAAAACCUGUUAAGAAAAUAUUUUCUCUUUUGUCGCGUCGCGUUUACGAAGUUCGAUCGCGUGACGUCACUGUGUGUAAUUACCAAAUAGGUCGAGAUCACACUACCGCUGCCUAACAAACUCUGCGGCCGGUGCAAACUGGACUUAACAUCGAUAAUACCAUUUAUAAAACUGUGCAAGGAGUCAGCGAAACGCUGGAACGAGAUGUCAGACUUUUUGAACGAUCUGACAACGUCUCACAAGACCAAAAACCUUUAUAUCGAAAUCGGGAAAGAAAUUAGGACUUAUACAGAUACGUUGAGAUGUCCCGUUAAGAAAAUAACGUCGCGUAAAGAGGCGCUUAGCUGUUUCAAAAUUAGACUCCGUCAACAAAUGGUUUAUAGAAACCGAUUGGCUGAUGAUAAGAAAGACAGAUUUUCACCACAAAGCGAAGACAAGAACCGCAAAAUGACUUGUACCGAAUGUAAAGUCAUUUUUCGCGAUCUUUUCACGUUUAAUAGACACAUAAGUAACUUGAAUAAGAAGAUGUGCGGACAAUGUUUCCAAGUUUUCGAAAUGAACGCUUUCGUUGAUCAUUAUAAGUCACACGACUUACCAAUAUUCCCUUGUACGGUUUGCCCGGAGAGUUUCGAAAAGGAAUCGACUCUGUUAACUCAUAAAUUGAAACAUUCUAGGGGUACAGAAGAGUGUGUGGAAUGCCGGCAGACAUUCCAAAGUGCCGCGCAUUUAAACAAACACACAAACAAACAUGAAGCGAUGAUCUGUGGAUGUGGCAAAAAGUUCCCAAACGGCAUCUGCUUCCUGUCACACAAGAAAUUCUGUAGCAAACAUAAGAAUAUCAAAUCUUCAUACAUUUGUGACUAUUGUAAUAAAAAUUACACUAAAAAGAAUUGCCUAAAAAUGCAUAUAAAAUUAAGGCAUACGGUUGGUUGGGUUUUUCAGUGUGACAAGUGCGGAAAAAGACUGUCAAGUAAAGCGCAUUUGAUUGAGCAUGGCAACACUCAUUUGAGAGUCAUGGAUAGGCAUGUUUGCCACUGCGGUGCGAUGUUUAGUUCUAGAAGAGGUUAUGAGAGGCAUUUAAAAAAGCACGAGAGUAAGAAAUUGAAUUUAGUUAUGGUUAAAAAGAAAGAUAUAUUAUUGGGUAUGAGGCCUGAGUGUUAAAGUAUUAAUGAGUCUCUUUAAUAACUUCGUUCAUAAUUAUAACUCAUAAGUUUUACGCGUGUAUUUAUCAGGGAACGGUCGGUAGAAUAAUUACUCCGGUUGAGUCCGUUAUAAGUCGUUUAAUCCCUAGAAAUGUGCGUGACUCAACCAUAAUUACAUAAGUAGUCACAAAAUUGUAACAUUUUCGAUAUUCAACAAUCACCAUUAUCACCUUUUUGGCAUAAAACAGGACAAAUAUGGCCGAAUAGGGAUGAUGACUGGGUAUAAAAAGAAAAAAUCUCAUUAGUCCCUCAGUUAGAUAAUUGAAAGGUAUGAG